Molecule: messenger RNA, 738 nt
Organism: Plasmodium knowlesi strain H
Lineage: Eukaryota; Apicomplexa; Aconoidasida; Haemosporida; Plasmodiidae
Product: ribosome biogenesis regulatory protein, putative
Exons: 3
Coding region: 1-738 (245 amino acids)
Biological process (GO): ribosomal large subunit biogenesis; ribosome biogenesis; ribosomal large subunit export from nucleus
Cellular component (GO): preribosome, large subunit precursor; nucleolus; nucleus
Molecular function (GO): protein binding
Source: RefSeq, a predicted model, not a curated record
AUGAGUAUAGAAUUUUGUUCGCAGCACCUGUUGGCCUAUGACAACUCUAUAAUCCCCUCGGAAAAUGACAUAAAAUCCAGGGCGCAAGAAAACCUGAAGUACAUUGUCCAGUGUAUGGAGGCCCUCAAGAGCGGAAAAGACGACUUUGGAGAUCCCUCGUACCAGAUGACUAAAAUAAACCACUUCAACAUACCUAGGUACUCCAAAAUCCCUAAAGAGAAAAAAAAUACAAAAUGGGAAAACUUUGCGAAAAAAAAAAUGAUGAAAAAGAAUAAAAGUGGAUUGAUUUACGACAAAAAUACCAAAGGGUGGGUCAGACGAUUCCAGAAAAAGCAAAUAAAAAUAAAUGAAGAAAAUGCAAGCUUCGUUCAUGAAUACAAACCCAGUGACAACAUAUAUGAAGAUCCUUUUGAGAGAAUGGAAGAGGAGAAGGAAAUUAAAAAAAUGAAACAAAAAAUGAGGGAAAUGAAAAAUAAAUUUCAGCAGGAGGGUAUAUCCACGGAGGACAUCAAGUACAUUGCUCGUCAGAAGAAGAAGAGGGAUAAUCUCAUAGACAAUUUAAAAACGGCCCAAAUUUCCUCCUCUACGUUUGGGCGACAAGACAAGAAAUUGAAAAAGGAAAAAAAAAUGAAAGUGAAGAAUAAUGCCAUAAUGAAGCAGAAGUGCGAAAAGCGCUUAGUCAAGGACGAAAUUAAGCAAAAUAAUAAGCUGGCCUCCAUUGUUUUGAAAUCCCUUUAA